UCCUUUCCCAGAAGUGUGGCGGCUGCGGGCUCCCGGUCCCAGAGGGCACGGACCCCAGAAGCAUCGCUUCCUCUCCCUCUGCAGGUCCUCCCGGCCCGGUCCCAACAUGCUGGACGGCCUGAAGAUGGAGGAGAACUUCCAGAGCGCCAUCGAGACUUCGGCGUCCUUCUCCUCGCUGCUGGGCAGAGCGGUGAGCCCCAAGUCUGUCUGCGAGGGCUGUCAACGGGUCAUCUCGGACAGGUUUCUGCUGCGGCUCAACGACAGCUUCUGGCAUGAGCAGUGCGUGCAGUGCGCCUCCUGCAAAGAGCCCCUGGAGACCACCUGCUUCUACCGGGACAAGAAGCUCUACUGCAAGUACGACUACGAGAAGCUGUUUGCAGUCAAAUGUGGGGGCUGCUUCGAGGCAAUCGCACCCAAUGAGUUCGUCAUGCGGGCCCAGAAGAGCGUGUACCACCUGAGCUGUUUCUGCUGUUGUGUCUGUGAGCGGCAGCUGCAGAAGGGCGACGAGUUUGUCCUGAAGGAGGGGCAGCUGCUCUGCAAAGGGGACUAUGAGAAGGAGCGGGAGCUACUCAGCCUGGUGAGUCCGGCAGCGUCAGACUCAGGCAAAAGCGAUGAUGAAGAAAGUCUUUGCAAGUCAGCCCACGGGGCAGGGAAAGGAGCUGCCGAAGACGGCAAAGACCAUAAGCGCCCCAAACGUCCCAGAACCAUCUUGACGACCCAACAGAGGAGAGCAUUCAAGGCCUCAUUCGAAGUGUCCUCCAAGCCUUGCAGGAAGGUGAGGGAGACCCUGGCUGCAGAGACAGGGCUGAGCGUCCGUGUCGUCCAGGUGUGGUUCCAGAACCAGAGAGCAAAGAUGAAGAAGCUGGCCCGGAGGCAGCAGCAGCAGCAACAGGACCAGCAGAACACCCAGAGGCUGAGCUCCGCUCAGACCAACGGCAGCGGGAAUGCUGGGAUGGAAGGAAUCAUGAACCCCUACACGGCUCUGCCCACCCCACAGCAGCUCCUGGCCAUUGAGCAGAGUGUCUACAGCUCAGACCCCUUCCGACAGGGCCUCACCCCUCCCCAGAUGCCGGGGGACCACAUGCACCCGUACGGUGCCGAACCCCUCUUCCACGACCUGGAUAGUGACGACACCUCCCUCAGCAACCUGGGUGACUGUUUCCUAGCGACCUCAGAAGCCGGGCCCCUGCAGUCCCGAGUGGGAAACCCCAUCGACCACCUGUACUCCAUGCAGAAUUCUUACUUUACCUCUUGAGUCUUCCCCUCGAGUUCUGUGGCUGGGCUCCCACCCAGAACAACCGUAGGCCGCGAGGGGUCGGCCGGCGUUAGGAUGGGGAGGCCAGGAAAGAGGUGGGCUGGGGAGGGAGUUUUGUCGGGGAUGCUGUUAUAUUACGACCUGAUGUAGCUCGGCAUUUCCAAAGACUGAACACGUAACGGAUCGCAUAGUUUCACGUUUCUGAUAAGUCUUAGCUUUAGGUGUGAAGAUGUGUUUAUCUCUAAGGACAGGGACUUUUAAUAUAGACAUUCUUAUGCAAACUAUAGGUAUCUAGAGACUCCUAACAACUUCCCGCUCUUUUGGGGAAGCUUUUGUCAAGAGGUGCAUAUGUCUACGCAUCCAUAUACCCAUAGACGGACAGACAGACAGACAGAUAGAUGUGUGUGCGUGUGUAAGCUUCCAUGCUUUAUCAUCAGAGUUUAUUCCUAAUUAUAACAGACACCAACUGUACAGCAAAAGUAACUUUAUUUUCAGUGUGAACUAUAUUUAAGGAAAUGCUUGAUGCACUUAAGUUAUAAAAUGAGAUAAUUUACUUUUAUAAACUUUAUUUUUCGUUUGAAGAGACUUGUCGGCAGGGCAGAGAGGGCCGCUCCGCCUGAGCCCGGGGCGUCGAGUGCUGGAGCGAGUUCUCUUUUCAAGAGUGUCGUCGAGGUUCUUGCUCUCUUGGGGGUUGAAUCAUGGGGCUUGGAGGGGACAGAAAAGUCCCCGAGUGUGUUCUUAGAAAGGGUAAAGCCUAGACUCUUCAGCUUUCUUUUCAGUUCUGACGUGUAGUUGUGGGCAGCAGUAGGAAGGUCAGUUUUGCUCUUGAACUUCAGCAACGGCAGGUGUGGGAUGAGGUGACACUAUGUACCUACCUCACUGGGGGACGCCGAGGCUUCAUUCACCCCCCAGGACCCGUGAGCAGGGCUGGAACGAAUAGCUGGUAUUUGUCUAAAAUACCGGACCAGCCACUUGGCAAAAGAGGCUCCCGGAGGGGGAGACGGUUGGCACCCUGCGCCCUGAGGGCCACUCUGCCCGCCGAGGUCCCUGAUGCAGAGCCUCGGCUGGGAAGGCCCGCUCAGGGCCUCUCGGGGCUGGAGUCCUGCGCUGGGGAGAAGGCCGUCGUUGAGGGGAUGGAAGAGAGGGCAUCGUGGUGUUCUAGACCAGGGGUCGGCCAACCACGGCCCUCAGGCUGUGUUUUAUGGCCUGCCAGCUACAAAUUUUGUUUUCUUUCUUUCUUUUUUUUUUUUUUUUUUUUUUUACAUUUUUAAAGGGUUGUUUAAAAAAAAAAAAAAAAGGACUAUGGGACAGAGCGUAUGUGCCCCGAAAGCCUGAAAUAUUGACUACCUGUGCUGUCUGGCUCUUUUCAUAAGAUGUCGGCUGGCCCCCGUUCUAGAAAAUCUAUUUCUAAACAGCCUUCUGGAGCUCAGAGAGGCGGCAGGGAUCCAGGCGGAAACCCGGGCUGCUUCCUUCUGUCCCGCUGUUGGGACUUGGAGCCAGAAGGGCCGGCUGCCAUCGAACGCGGGAGUCUGCACCCUGCCCUCCACUCGUGGUGCUAGGACCAGCUACUUCUGGGCUAGGAGGCCUCCUGGGAAAGCAGACGGGUCUCAGGGGGAAGCCGGGGGGUCCGAUUGGAACCCUCUGAGAGGGGCCAGUCCAGGCUUGGCCUCACUGCCGAGGACGUCCAGGGCCUUCGACCCUUGUCCCUUCACUCUCUGCAAAGGGGACGUGAUCCCUUAUGGUAGAGUCUGUGCUGUGUGAUUUUUGUGCUCAUGUUUAUAAUUUAUGUAAACCACCCAGAAGCCCAAGCCAGUCUGGGAAGUGGAAAUCGUGCAGAUGCUGUGGGACUCCGUGGGCUUCUGUGGCAGAGAGCUGGAGAACGUAGCAGAAACUGUGUGAGUGAAAACAAAUAGAGAUCCUUCCUCCACGCGUAAUGGCAUACCGAGAUGAAAUUAAAAACCUCUUACACAUGA
Messenger RNA from Mustela lutreola (European mink), 3228 nucleotides. RefSeq names its product LIM homeobox transcription factor 1 alpha (gene LMX1A). Gene Ontology annotation, cellular component: nucleus. The coding region runs from base 107 to 1255 and encodes 382 amino acids. Gene Ontology annotation, biological process: neuron differentiation; regulation of transcription by RNA polymerase II. Gene Ontology annotation, molecular function: DNA-binding transcription factor activity, RNA polymerase II-specific; RNA polymerase II transcription regulatory region sequence-specific DNA binding. The record is from RefSeq and is a predicted model, not a curated record. NCBI's taxonomy places the organism in Eukaryota, Metazoa, Chordata, Mammalia, Carnivora, Mustelidae. The transcript is spliced from 8 exons.